AGAUAGAAAAAAAAAAAGCUAGGCCUAGCAGCUGAAUUAGAAAGUAGAAAGAAAGUUGUCUCCCUCUUGCGAAUAUUGCCAAGUGCCAAGUGCCAAAGAUCUUGAUCUAAUACAGAUCUCGAGAUAAAACAACAACAACACUGACAUUGAACAACACACUACUCUACUGCUAGACAAAAGCGUUGCUUCUAAUCGAGAAAAUUCUGCGCAAAAAAGUUGAGGCCAGGAGUUAAAAAUGUCAGAAUACUGGAAGUCAGUUCCGAGGAAAUUUUGUGAAUUUUGCAAGUGCUGGAUAACAGAUAACAAACCGAGUGUAGAAUUUCAUGAACGUGGAAAGCGCCAUCAAGAAAAUGUUCAACUACGUCUCAAAGAGGUCCGGAAGAAAAGUCUCAAAGACUCGGCAGAGCAAGAAGAAAUGGACAAAGCAAUGGAGAAAAUGGAAAAGGCUGCAUUAGAAGCAUUCAAGAAGGAUUUGAAAGAGAACCCAGCUCUGGCUGCUCAGUACGGUGUGUCACUGGAACAAAAGCCCUCAGCGAAGUCUGAGACAAAAGACAAUGAGUCAAAGGACAAGUCAGGGGAAACCAGUAAAGCAAAGAAAAGGAAGAUUCCAGAAGUUAAGGAGUGGUAUGAAGCAGUUUCUCCAGAGGGUUAUCAUUACUACUGGAGCACUGUGACUGGAGAAUCAGUAUGGGAAGCUCCAGAAGACUUUGUCUCAUUGGCUGACCAAGAAAAGCUGGCCAGUGUGUCUAAACAGGAAAGUGGGGAGAAGACGGAGGGAGCUGAAGACAAAGACGCAACCUCUUCAAAAGAGACAGAGACAGCAGCAACAUCAAGUCGAGUGGACCCUUGUUUUAGUCGCUCUGCGUAUGGUGCGUGGGAAGUUGUCAAGGAAGAAUCACAGCCAACAGUUUACGACGAGUCAAGUGCUCCGCCUGAUUUGGAAGACAUUCCUCUACCAGAUAUCCCAACUGUGAAAGAAACAAAGCCAGAAAAGCCAAAGUUUAAAGAAAAGACAGUUACUUCCUUAGGCUCCGGUCAGAGCGGCCCCGUGGCUUUUAAGAAAAGAAAGAUUGCAUCUGGUGCUAGGAAUGUACGUCAGAAGGGAAAUGAUGACUGAGCCUGUGAGAUUGAAGGGAAUGAUUGUAAGAUUGUCAGCAGGCUGUUCAACUGUUAAAGGCCCAGAAAGCAAAAUUUUUCAGGCAACUGAAAAAAACCCAUUCUUUUAACAGUGUUGCUAACAUUAUUAUGUAUCUUCUCUUGCUUUUUUUAUCAACUUUUGGAAUAUGAAAAUUUUGACAAAAUAUUUCUCGAGCACAUGCAACCUAUGCCACAGAUUAAGAAACAACAAGAAAAAAAAAAAAGAAAUUUUAGGCUGCGUAAAUAUGAACAGCAGGUUGUCGGUAUAGUGAGAAUGGGGGCGUAAAUGACACUUUGUUGAGGUAACAUUUUAUACACUUUGAUUCCACUAGUAGUAAACUGGCGUUGGUGGGGACUCGCAAUGAUAAGGUCGUGGGUUUGAAUCCCGUUAGGGGCCCGACGUUGUGUCCUUGGGAAAAGCAGUUUGCACGAAUUUUCCUCACUUCACCCAGGUGGAAAUGGGGUACCUGGCUAUAGACAGUGAAAGAUCUUGUCAGUUUGUGAGUGUUUGAGUGUGUGAAAUCCGCAGCUUGCACUGUAUGCUUCCUGAAAAGCUGAGAAUGUUUCAGAGUGUUCUAGGGUCUGCAGGGGUAAUAAUAAUUGUAAAGUGCAUCAAGAAUGCUGUACAGUGUGUUGAAAAGCAGAAUUUAAAUAAAACUUGUAUUUUUAAUUUC
Messenger RNA from Aplysia californica (California sea hare), 1811 nucleotides. Its product is annotated as WW domain-binding protein 4. Gene Ontology annotation, biological process: mRNA splicing, via spliceosome. The transcript has 9 exons. Gene Ontology annotation, molecular function: RNA binding; zinc ion binding; protein binding. Lineage: Eukaryota; Metazoa; Mollusca; Gastropoda; Aplysiida; Aplysiidae. The record is from RefSeq and is a predicted model, not a curated record. Bases 236 to 1117 code for a protein of 293 amino acids. Gene Ontology annotation, cellular component: precatalytic spliceosome; nucleus.